Molecule: messenger RNA, 2351 nt
Organism: Trachemys scripta elegans
Lineage: Eukaryota; Metazoa; Chordata; Testudines; Emydidae
Gene: BANP
Product: BTG3 associated nuclear protein
Exons: 12
Coding region: 173-1609 (478 amino acids)
Biological process (GO): negative regulation of protein catabolic process; protein localization to nucleus
Molecular function (GO): DNA binding
Source: RefSeq, a predicted model, not a curated record
CGCAGUGAGGACGCGGAGAUCUCUCGCGAGGAAGGACGCCAUUAUCGCAGCCGCUCGACAAACACCACGAGAAUUCGCCACCACACACGGGUUGUACGAAGUGGCAGACCUCUUAGAGUGUGAGUUUGGGGCCUUCCGUGGUAUUUGAGCGAAUAUUGUUGCCUGAUUCUGAAUGAUGUCAGAACAGGAUUUGGCAGAUGUGGUUCAGAUUGCAGUGGAAGACUUGAACCCAGAUCAUCCAGUUGUAUUGGAGAAUCAUGAGGUGACAGAUGAAGAUGUAGAGCCUGCUCUGAAACGUCAACGGAUAGAAAUUAACUGCCAGGAUCCCUCUAUUAAGUCAUUCCUGUUUUCCAUUAAUCAGACAAUAUGCCUGCGACUAGAUAGUAUUGAGGCAAAGCUGCUGGCACUAGAGGCUACCUGCAAAUCAUUGGAAGAGAAAUUGGACCUCGUCAUGAACAAACAGCAUAGCCCUAUCCAAGUCCCCAUGGUGGCGGGUUCUCCCCUUGGUGCUACACAGACAUGCAAUAAAGUGCGAUGUGUUGUCCCACAGACUACAGUUAUACUGAACAAUGAUCGGCAGAAUUCAAUAGUAGCCAAGAUGGUUGGGCAGGAAGAGCCAUUGAGCAGAACAGCGGAUUCUCUGGAAAAUAUCCUUAGCAAUGCUGUUCCUGGUCGUAGACAGAACACCAUUGUGGUGAAGGUGCCAGGGCACGAUGACAGCCACAAUGAAGAUGGAGAGAGUGGGUCUGAGGCCAGUGACUCAGUUUCCAACAGUGGCCAGUUAGGAAGCCAAAGUAUUGGGAACAAUGUUACUCUUAUUACACUGAACUCUGAAGAGGAUUACCCCAAUGGGACAUGGCUUGGAGAUGAAAACAAUCCUGAGAUGCGAGUCCGUUGCCCCAUAACCCCAGCUGACAUGCUGCAUAUCAGCACCAACUGCCGCACAGCUGAGAAGAUGGCACUGACGUUGCUAGAUUACCUCUUCCACCGGGAAAUUCAGGCCAUCUCCAACCUUUCAGGGCAAGGGAAGCAUGGGAAGAAGCAGCUUGAUCCUCUCAUGAUUUAUGGUAUUCGCUGUCACCUUUUCUAUAAAUUUGGAAUUACAGAGUCCGACUGGUACCGGAUCAAGCAGAGCAUAGACUCCAAAUGCCGGACAGCUUGGCGGCGAAAACAGCGAGGCCAGAGUCUUGCAGUGAAAAGUUUUUCCAGGCGAACGCCUUCCUCUUCAUCUUAUAGAUUUUCUUCUGAUGCUUCUUGGUGUUUUCUUUUGUUGCGGAUCCCACAGGGUCACCUCCACAUAGCCCAGGUGCCUCAAGGGGAGCAGGUCCAAAUCACACAGGACAGCGAGGGUAAUCUGCAGAUACAUCAGGUUCAUGUCGGUCAAGAUGGACAGGUGUUACAGGGUGCUCAGUUGAUAGCUGUUGCCUCUGCAGAUCCUGCAUCUGGGGGCGUAGACGGAUCCCCACUCCAAGGGAGUGAUAUCCAGGUCCAAUAUGUCCAGCUGGCACCAGUGACAGACCACGCUGCUACUAAUCAAAGCACAGAUUCCCUUCAAUCAACUAUCCAGCCAGAAAUGCAGAUAGAACACGGAGCAAUCCAGAUCGAGUAAGGCAAGAAUUGUGGAAGCUUCAUAGAUCCAGAUGCCAGUGACCACAGUCAGAAGCUAAGGGUUGCUGCCCACGUACAACAACAGGAGAAAGGAUGUGACCAUCAGACUAACAGACAUUUUCAUUUACGUCUCCUGUAAAUAUCACUGUUCUGUUGGUCUGUUUGUUUUUACACACAUGGCUAGAUCCUCACCUGGUGUAAAUCAGUGUAGCUCUGACUUCAGUGGAACUACAUCACUUUACACCAGCUGAGGAGUUGGCCCUCUAAAUAUACAGGUUCAUCCCUUAGGUAUUUAAGGAAAAAUAUUCCCUCCAUGAGAAAAAAAACAAAACACCUAAUCAGUCAAAACAUUAAAACCAAGUUAAUGUUUUAUCCCAUCAUUUCUUCUGUGACUCGUACCACUGAAUGUCCAUAGCUCUCUUAUCGAACACAUUGCUGCUUUGCAGUACAUGCUUUAUCACAUAUAGAAAUCAAGAGCUCAAAUAUUUUUCAUUGUUUAAACGGCUUUUUUAUUUGCUAAGGUGUUUAUAACAAAAAAAGAAAAUGUUUAAAAAAAGAAAAAAACCAUACUGCAAGUAUUACCCUUUGGCUGGUGAUUUCUGUUCAGUGUAAUGAAAAAUUGUAUUUGCAAAAGACUAACAAUUUUGUUUGUAUUGUUGCUUAACUACUUUUCUAAGGAAAAAAUGCUAUCAAAUGCUGUAAUUAUGCAUUUCUAAAGAAACAAAUAAAUGUGUAUUUAUGAA